AUGUAUGUAGUCGAGAAUUUGCUAUAUGAUGCCAUUAUUGGAACAGAUAUUAUGAAACAAAUUGGAAUAGUUAUUGAUAUGAAAGAUGAAGCUGCUUACUGGAAUAAUAUGUAUGUAAGGUUCAUAGGAAGUAGUGAUCAAAAUAGCGUCACAUCAAGUUCAUUGUACGGGGUGAAUUUAAUUCAAACAGUUGAUAUUCCAGCUAGAUCAGAAAUGAUUUGUUUUGGAAGAGUAAACGGAGAUGUUAAUGGGAUCAUUGGGAUCAUUGAACCUAAGAGUCAAUUAACUUCCAAAUACAGUGUUAUACCGGCAAGAGUUUUAACUAAAAUAUGUGACAAAGAUGUUGUAUUUAAGGUAUUGAAUCCAACUACAAAAAACGUUAAACUAUUCAAGGAUACAAACAUUGGCACGUUUGAGGAAAUUAAUAAAGUUUUAGAUGAGGAAUAUGAUUCUGACAUUGUACCUACUUCUAAUGUUGUGAAUUCGUUAUGUGAAGGUAUUUCUGAGGAAAGGAUGCAGGAUGUGCAAGUGGAUUGGGACCAGUUAACUAAAUUAGAACAGGGACAAUUAAUGGAACUUUUAAAUGAAUUCAGUUAUAUUUUUGCUAAAAGUGAUAGUGAUUUGGGUAAAACCAACUUAGUUUCGCAUAGUAUUGACACCCAGGGGCAUGGUGCUGUCAAGCAGCGCCCGUACAGAGUUCCGUUUUCACAAAGAAAAGAAAUAAGGACACAAAUUCAAGAUAUGUUGGAUCGAGAUAUUAUAUGA
Molecule: messenger RNA, 765 nt
Organism: Mytilus trossulus (common blue mussel)
Lineage: Eukaryota; Metazoa; Mollusca; Bivalvia; Mytilida; Mytilidae
Exons: 1
Coding region: 1-765 (254 amino acids)
Source: RefSeq, a predicted model, not a curated record